Molecule: messenger RNA, 1212 nt
Organism: Nicotiana tabacum (common tobacco)
Lineage: Eukaryota; Viridiplantae; Streptophyta; Magnoliopsida; Solanales; Solanaceae
Product: fe(2+) transport protein 1-like
Biological process (GO): zinc ion transmembrane transport
Cellular component (GO): plasma membrane
Molecular function (GO): zinc ion transmembrane transporter activity
Source: RefSeq, a predicted model, not a curated record
UUUGCAAAUCACUCUAUUGAUCUCCAAAAUGGCCAUUUCUUCUAAAUUUAUUGCUAUUUUUCUCAUUUUUAUUUUCCUUUCUUUUCCAUCAAAAAUCACAUGUGAAUCUGAAAAUAAUGAUACUACUCAAUCAAAAUGUGGUUCAGAUACUGGACAUGGAUGUAGAAACAAGAAUGAGGCAUUAAAGCUAAAGCUUGUAGCCAUUGCUUCAAUUCUUGUAACUAGCAUGAUUGGUGUUUGUUUACCCCUUGUUUCUCGUACAGUUCCUGCCCUUCAACCAGAUAAGAAUUUAUUCGUGUUGGUUAAGGCGUUUGCUUCCGGGGUUAUACUAGCCACUGGAUACAUGCACGUUAUGCCUGACUCGUUUGAUUGUCUUAGGUCAGACUGCUUGCCAGAUAACCCCUGGAAAAAGUUUCCCUUCACAACGUUUGUUGCUAUGCUUUCGGCUAUUUUAACUCUAUGUGUGGAUUCAUAUGCUAUGAGUUACUUCAAGAAGUAUAAAUUGGAAAGUGGAGUAGGAAAUGGAAGAGAUUUUGUUCAUAAUGGGAAGAUGGAGUCGCAAAUUAUUGACAAUAAUAGCCACAUUCAUGGUGAAGCCAAAGUUGAUGAUAAAGCUACUCAAUUGCUUAGGUAUCGCGUGGUAGCUCAGGUUUUGGAACUAGGAAUUGUUGUGCACUCAGUAGUGAUUGGAUUAUCCAUGGGAGCAUCUGAUAAUCCAUGUACAAUUAGGCCACUAGUAGCUGCUAUAUGUUUCCAUCAACUUUUUGAAGGAAUGGGUCUAGGAGGUUGCAUUCUCCAGGCCGAAUAUGGUAUGAAGCUGAAAGGUAUAAUGGUGUUCUUUUUCUCAUUAACAACACCAUUUGGGAUAGCACUUGGAAUUGGUUUAUCAAAAGUGUAUAGUGAAAAUAGCCCAACAGCACUAAUAGUGGUGGGAUUGCUAAAUGCAUGUUCAGCUGGUUUAUUGAAUUACAUGGCAUUAGUGGAUCUUCUUGCAGCUGAUUUUAUGGGGACUAAAUUGCAGAAUAGUAUGAAACUUCAAUCAUGGGCUUAUGUUGCUGUUUUACUAGGUGCUGGUGGGAUGUCUGUUAUGGCUAUAUGGGCGUAAUUUGUUUUUUUUUUCGUUGUGAAAAAGGGAAGCAUUAGACUUCCUUUUUUUAUUUUUCUAUUUUUUCUAAAUUUUGCUCCAUCAUCGAUGUAAAUAAUUUUGAACAA